Cryptococcus wingfieldii CBS 7118 is the source of this 810-nucleotide messenger RNA. RefSeq lists its product as hypothetical. The record is from RefSeq and is a predicted model, not a curated record. The transcript has 6 exons. NCBI's taxonomy places the organism in Eukaryota, Fungi, Basidiomycota, Tremellomycetes, Tremellales, Cryptococcaceae. The coding region runs from base 1 to 810 and encodes 269 amino acids.
AUGGACCAGACAAUGUUGGAAGCCGGGCUUUUAGAGGAAUGUGAAGAAGGUGGCGAGACUGACUUUGACUUUUCUGUCGGAUCGGAAGAUCUUGCCUUUGAUGAUUUCAAGGAUGAUGCCGAGGACGUGAGCGAGACUGCCCAGGAGGAUGAAGAAGCCAAGCGCGAGGCAGAUGAAAAGCGAAAAGCGCGUGGUAAGUCAGAGGCAUGUUCUCAGGCCACUCGAGAGUCGAUACAGCGUAUGCAAAAGGUAAUGGACGAGAUCGACCGACGCACUGAGGCAGGCUCGUCGACAAAUGCCGGACGUCUGAGAAUGAAGGAUCUGAAGCAUCAAAUACAAAAGCUGGACGAAUACGACGCGGAGAUGGAGGCACAGAUAACAACAAGCUUACUGUCAGGGGCAACAAUAUCUUUGCCAGGAACAGAUGCUACCCAAGCAGAGGAGGCUACAUCUGAAAACAAGUCCAUGCCCAGCAGUGUAACAAAGAGAUUGUCUGGAGACAAGGAAUCAAGGCGCAGAAAGGCGCUCGACCUAUAUAAUGCUAAACAACGUGCAAGGAGAGCCAUCAGCCAACACGAAAAAGACUUGUUGAUGGCCAACAUCAACGAGCGCACUUGUGGAUCACGAAAGGCCACAACACAUACGAACAUCGAUGAACUGAAUGCGCAGUUGGUUCGGCUGGACGAUAGAGACAAGAAGAGGGUGGAGAGUUUGACUGCGAGAGAAAGUCGGUCUUUGUCCACUUCAAUGGACCACAUGUCUGCUCAUGACGAAGAGGAGGACGACUCUACCCAUCAAGAUCGAGAAUAG